AUGGAGGUAUCCUACACUCUUUUGCAUGAUGAGGCUGAGUGGCGAAAAUCUCUAAUAGAAGGAAAUGUGCAAUAUGAGCUAUUCUUGAGCAUUGGCGAAGACUCAUUCGUAGGGAGUGUCUCAAUCCAAUUUUUUUUGAAUUCGGCUCCUACAAAACUUUGGUUGGAUUACUCAGGGAAAUUUAUUAAUUCCAUUGAAGUCAAUGAUUCUAUUUGCCAAUCAACUAGGUCUGAUAAUAAAUUGUACCUCAAAUGCCUCAAGCAAGGCCUGAACCAAAUUCAAAUAUCAUUUGAGUCUUACUACUCCACUAAUGGAACAGGAUUGCAUAAGUUCACAGAUCCUAUGGAUGGUCGGACUUACAUAUAUUCAUAUAUGUGCCCAUACUAUGCCAAUAAAGUGUUCCCUUGUUUUGAUCAGCCUGACAUCAAAGGGGAAUUUACAAUCACACUUGAAGCUAAUGAAGACUUCAAGGUAUACUCCAACGUAAUUAUGAGAUAGGAAGAAGUACGGUCCAGGUCAAGGGCUUAUGGCAGAGCAAACCACAUUUUCUGCCCAACAAAACCUAUAAGCACUUAUAUUGUCGCAAUUAUUUGUGGAGAAUUCACAGGGAGGAAAGAUGAGCUGGAUCGGGGAAUUUUUUGCCGUCAAAGUUUGUUUAAUUUUAUUCAAUUUGAAGGGGUUUUUGGCUGGACUAGAGGAGGAAUGAACUUUUAUCAGGAGUUUUUUCAAAAAGAGUAUGCAUUCGGGAAAUACGACCAAGUGUUUUGUCCUGAAUUCAACAUGGGUGCCAUGGAGUGUGCCGGAUGUGUGGAAAUUAAUGAUAAUUAUGUAUGAAAAGAGCAAGCAGUAAAAAGCGAAGAGUUUUGGCUAUAUAAUACUGUUCUUCAUGAAAUGUGCCAUAUGUGGUUCGGGAAUCUAGUCACACUGAAGUGGUGGGAUGAUUUAUGGCUCAAUGAAAGCUUUGCUACUUAUUUCUCAUUCUUCACGAAACUUUAUAUGCUGGGGAAAAAAUAUGUCCGAGUGAAGAGAUGCUAUCCAAAAGGGAAGGUGGUGGCUUAAAACCUUCCUUGGCUUGGGUGAAGGCAACCAGCCCAUCAGAAAUCCCCUGGCAAAGGUUAUUAUCCGUUGUACAUAUUUCUUAAUGUGCAACUGAUUAUAUUCCUUGACGGAGGAAGAGAAGUCCAUCGUAAAAUACAAUACUCUCCCUUGAGCUUGAAUUUUUCCUGAGAUGGGUUUUUGUCUCACAACCGAAUGCUAUGACAGUGAUUCCAUUGUUUCCUGGAGUAGGUGCUCGUUAAUCAAAUUAAAGGCCUAAGAAGACUUAGCUCUUAAACAUGUUAAUAAGCUCCAAUUAAAAAUAAAUUCACACACUCAUUCUACGCAAAUGAAGAAAUCGCAGGCGGUGAUUCAUGGAUAUCAUUUUUAGAAAAUAAAGUAAGGGGUUAUGCUGCUGAUACUCUUAAAUCAACUCAUGCUGUCCGAGUACAAGUUACAGAUACUCAAGAAGCCAUCUCAAACUUAGAUUCCAUCACAUAUUGAAAAGGAGCUUCCCUCUUAAAGCAGCUCAUUUUUACGAUGGGCUUGGAUGCGUUUAGACGAGGGAUGGUGUCUUAUUUCAAUAAAUACGAAUUCCAGAACGUGACAGUUUAUGAUUUUGUUGAUACUUUGCAAGACGAAACUGAAUUUAACCUUAGAGAUUGGACACAAGAAUGGGUCUUAGAAGCUGGAAUAAAUUCUAUAAGAAUUGUAAAUGCUAUUUAGGAAUGGGAAGUCGAAGAUGGGAUCAUUUUAAAUGCAACGGCUUAUCAGAAUAUUACAAGUGGGACUAUUUUGAGAAAGCACGUUUUACUUGUAGAAGGAAUGAAUGAAGAAGGAACUCUUUUUAAAGAAAAAAUUAAAAUUUCUAAUGUAGAGCAACAAAUUGUUUUAGAACUUAUAGGGAAGCCAGCGCCUAAAGGCAUUAUUGUAAACUCUGAAGACCACGCAUAUGUAGAAAUCCUUAUUGAUUCGAAGUCUUUGGAAUUUUUCUUUAUAAACAGACAAAUAAACUCAAUCUCUCUUCUAAACCGAGGAGUGCUUUGGCUAUCAAUUUGGUCUCUAGUAGAAGAACAGCUACUUUCUUCCACAGUUUUCCUUGAUCUUGUAUCACAACUUUUGCCAUCAGAGCCUUGCGACGAAAUAGUUGACAUAAUUCUUGGAAACGCGCUGAAAGCAACAUUUAAUUAUUUGCCUUAUGAAAUGAUUUCCGCUCAUAGUCAAUCUUUGGUUCAAGCAAUCAAAGAGAAAUUGUCUAAUAAUGCAGCUGAUAAAAAUACACGUAAGCUUUAUUUAGAACGAAAAUUAUUUGGAUUUUUAUUUUCAGACGACGACAUCAGAGAAGCUUAUCGAUACUCUUUAUCUCUGGCACGAGCUGAAACAUGGAGAGGGAUAAUGUCGCUGGCUUCGAUUAUCCCUUAUGAAGAAAUCAAAGAUAUACUUGCCCAAGAACUUAAAUAUGACACGACUGACAACUCACUCAAAUUGAAAUUAUAUUGUGAUGGUGCUGCAUUUGAUAAUAAAAAAUUUUCUUGGGAUCUGAUUUUGAGUAGAGGUGAACUCUCAUUGUCUCAAUUGGAAUUUCUGAUGAAGGGAUUUAACCAAUUUAACCAAAAAGAAGUGCUAAAGGAAUAUGCCCAGCAGUUUUUCGAAUAUUUACCAUCUAUUUUUAAUUCUCAAGAUAGAGAAUAUGCUGAAGCAUUUUUCAGAUAUCUUCUACCUAGAUAUGAAAAGCCUGAAGUAAAUAUUGAAAAAUUGCUAAAAAUUAACUCGAACCAGAAAUGAGUACAAAGAAUAUUAGAUGAAACAAUUGAAUCGUUGAGAAAGGAUAGCUCGUGCCAGAUGGUUGUUAAGGCAAUGCUUGAUGAAAAUAAAGAAUCUUCUUAG
Molecule: messenger RNA, 2922 nt
Organism: Blepharisma stoltei
Lineage: Eukaryota; Ciliophora; Heterotrichea; Heterotrichida; Blepharismidae
Source: the annotation of a GenBank genome assembly